Cottoperca gobio is the source of this 2088-nucleotide messenger RNA. RefSeq names its product FA complementation group L (gene fancl). NCBI's taxonomy places the organism in Eukaryota, Metazoa, Chordata, Actinopteri, Perciformes, Bovichtidae. The transcript is spliced from 14 exons. Gene Ontology annotation, molecular function: ubiquitin protein ligase activity. Gene Ontology annotation, cellular component: nucleus; Fanconi anaemia nuclear complex. Gene Ontology annotation, biological process: protein monoubiquitination; interstrand cross-link repair. Bases 263 to 1378 code for a protein of 371 amino acids. The record is from RefSeq and is a predicted model, not a curated record.
CCGCGUGACGUCACUUGUUUUGUUUUUCAUGGCGGGAGGGUGUUUCAGCCAACUUAGACUGUGUCCUGGCUGUCGAGGCUAAAACAAAGUGACUUCUUGCGAUUUAACGGCCUCGAUAACCUUUUCCUCGUUCAAAUGUUUGGUUCAGGUGGCCGAUUUAUUUAGAAAUAAAAGCGUUGCGAGUUAAUACGGCCAGGCUUGCUAACGUUAGCUAAGGAAACUGCUCCUGGUUUGACAGCUGGCUUAACGUUUGAUUAGUGCGAUGGAGAGUUCAUUGGUAAAAGACAACCCACUGCUUUUACCUCUCAACAAGGAAAAAACUAUCUACGACGGAUUCAUUACAGUCCAGGAACGGGACUUCAGAUUGAGAAUACUACUACCACCAGAUGGCCAAGUUAAACGGGCCAGGCUGCACUGCUGUUGGCAGUUAAAACACCUGUUGCACGGGUAUGAGCACAUAGUGAAGCAGAGGCUGCAGCAGUCGGCUGAUCUUGUCAGUUUCAUUCUGGAGCUGAAGACUGUCUUGGAAGUGGGUCUGAAGAGCCGCCGUGAGUGCCGCUCCAUCCCGCCUCCACAGUAUUACUCGCAGCUCAUCUCUGAGAUGGAGACCCUUGGGUGGGGCAAGCUGCUCUUCAUAGACGCAGAGUUCCGAACGUUGAGGCUGAAGGCGGAGGACUCCUCUGGAAGGCAGCACACUCUCACUGUUAAACUCAAGUCAAAGCACCCUGCGGAGGCUCCUGAGUGCUCAGCUGACCUGCCACUUCCUCUGGCCAUUACCUGGACACCACAGAGUACUCUGGACCAGCUCCACAGCCAGUUCCUGCUGCUUUUGGAGUCCCUGACAGAGUUCUGGGACGUCCUGGACGAGAUGGACAGUCAGACCUGGAUUCUGGAGCCGGAAAAACCGAGCCGGUCCGACACCAUGAGGCGGAUCGCCAUCGGAAACAACACAUCCAUCAAAGUGGAGGUGGAUCCCAGACACCCUAAGAUGCUGCCAGAGUGCUGCCUGCUGGGAGCCGAGCAUGCGGUGACUCCGCUGAGGAACAAGCUGAACGCCAACAUGCACUUGUGGAACCCGGACUCCAGCGUCUUGCACAACCUCCGGGAUGUUUUGGAGAUCGAAUUCCCGUCACCUGCCACCCACGAAAAAUCUAGCUUCAGCGUUGAGUGUGGGAUUUGUUACUCCUAUCGUCUUGAAGCUGCGAUCCCUGAUCAGGUGUGCAAUGACCCUCGCUGUGGCCAGCCCUUCCACCAGGCCUGUCUGUACGAGUGGCUGCGAGCGCUCCCCUCCAGCAGGCAGAGCUUCAACAUUGUUUUUGGAGAGUGUCCUUACUGCAGCAAGCCCAUAACUGUGAGAAUGGCAGCCCAGAAGUCCUGAGAAGUGGCAACCGCUUGACAGACGGUGCUGAAACUAGUAGAUCUCUGAACGCUUUCUUCUUCAAAAGGGUUUAAAUGCAAUUUGGCAAACAUCAAGAGCAGCAUACAGGAAAAGGAAGACCCCCACAAAGACAAACCAGGAGAACAGUCCUGUCCUCUGCGUGGGACCAGCUUCCUGUUCAGCAGAACAUUCACCAGCGCUGCGUCUGGGAUCAUAAGACUGUCCAUGGCCGUACCCUGCUCUGUGGUGGAGCACUCUCUGGUGAAUGUGAGGGGAAUCACAGUCCUCCUCCAGCUUCAGACCUGCCCACCCCUGGUUCACAUACUCAUUGGAGGGGAGCAGCAUUUCCUCCCUGAAGUCCAUGUGUGUUUGAUCCUUGGUGUCACAGUUUGUCAAUAUGUGUUUUCUCCUUUGCCAGUGGAGUCGUUGUUCCUUUCUCUCUGAGGUCACGGAGAAGGCGUCGGUUGUUUUGCCGCUCCAUUUAGUUUGAGCUUUCUGUUAAAGAGGGUAAGUCAAGUGUUUGCUCUUUGAGAACCGGCAGUAACCUGAACAACUCGACUGUAAUCAAUGUAAAAGAUUGAACAUUUUAAGUGUUUUAAAACAUCUUUACAAAGGCUUAUUGACCAUAAAGUAUUUGGUUAGGAGCCAUCUCCUCUAAAACAAAGUCAUUAAUGUAUUUUUACACCGCAAAUAAAAAGUAUUCACACGGA